Mycena indigotica is the source of this 483-nucleotide messenger RNA. RefSeq lists its product as uncharacterized. Lineage: Eukaryota; Fungi; Basidiomycota; Agaricomycetes; Agaricales; Mycenaceae. The record is from RefSeq and is a predicted model, not a curated record. The coding region runs from base 1 to 483 and encodes 160 amino acids. The transcript is spliced from 3 exons.
AUGUGGUUACUCCCUCUGGUAUUCAUUCCCGCCGUCAUCGCACAGAGCCAUCCACUAUUCGAGCGGCAAAGCAACGGCGGCUGCGGUUCCGCAUGCGCGGAUGUCGACCAAGCGGUACUCGCCGCCAACUCGAAACUGUCCGAGAUGUGCACCACAGGCAUCGUGGACGGCUAUGCGCAGUGCUACAACUGCAUGAUCAGCAACGGGGUGAUGACGAAGGAGGGGGCCCAAGCGAUUCUCGACAACUAUGUGCGGGCAUGCACAAGCGCUGGUUUCAGCCUGAGGCCGACAACUCUCGACGGCAGCCGCGCCGCCUCGUCUUCAAGUUCCGGCUCCACCUCUGGUUCAUCCUCUUCCGGGUCCGCCGCGAAUAGUUCGAGCUCAACGGGCUCAAUUCAGAGGGCCGGUGCUCUUCGUCUUGGCGUAUCCUUGGCGGCAACGGCGGGCAUCCCGGCUGGAGGGGCGCCGCUUGUGCUCGUAUAA